Salvia splendens (bonfire salvia) is the source of this 929-nucleotide messenger RNA. RefSeq names its product GATA transcription factor 5. Gene Ontology annotation, cellular component: nucleus. The coding region runs from base 112 to 828 and encodes 238 amino acids. Gene Ontology annotation, biological process: cell differentiation; regulation of DNA-templated transcription. Gene Ontology annotation, molecular function: sequence-specific DNA binding; zinc ion binding. NCBI's taxonomy places the organism in Eukaryota, Viridiplantae, Streptophyta, Magnoliopsida, Lamiales, Lamiaceae. The record is from RefSeq and is a predicted model, not a curated record. The transcript has 3 exons.
AUAGUCAUCAUCUUAUUUUUACUGUACAUACGUAUGGUAAUUACACUAGUUAAAUGUAACUGUGGAGUGCUGCUCUCACAGUAUUUCUCCCUCUGAAUACACACACAUUCAAUGUUUUACCCAACUCACCACCGCCAUUUCCUCUUCAAUUUCCCCCAAUUUCAUCACUUCUCUCAUUUCCAGGUUAUGGAAUCGGCAGGAGAGGAUUCCACAAGUGCAAUAGAGGCGGAGAUUGGCGGCGCCGGCGAUGAUUUCAGCGUCGACGAGCUCCUCGAUCUCUCCAACGGCUAUUCCGAAACCGAAGAGCACCAAUUCGAAGAAACGGAGCUGAAACCCGCGCCUCUUCUUCCGGAGAAAGACGAAGCGCCUUUUCCCCCAAACGACCUCGGCGAGCUCUGCUUUCAGGCGGAGGGUUUGGAGAGUUUAGAAUGGGUAUCGCAUUUCAUGGACGACUCAUUUCCCGAUUACGCGGAGGCGCAGCCGUGUGAAAGCUUCACGAAUCCGGUUCAGACGAAGGCGCGAACGAAGCGCGUGUGGCACGUGUCCUCGACGACGUCGUUUGAUUCGCAGAAGAGGGCGGCGCAGGGGAGGAGGUGCAGCCACUGCGCGGCGACGAAGACGCCGCAGUGGAGGGCGGGGCCGGAGGGGGCGAAGACGCUGUGCAACGCCUGCGGCGUGAGGUACAAGUCCGGGAGGCUGGUGCCGGAGUACCGGCCGGCGUGCAGCCCGUAUUUCUCGACGGAGAUGCAUUCGAACAAUCACCGGAAAGUGCUGGAGAUGCGGCGGAAGAAGGAGAUGGAUAUUUCUAAUUCGGAUGGAAUUUUGUGACUCUACAUUCUUUUAAUGGACCUAUGUUUAUUGCUAGUUGAGAUAGGAAAACACUUUCUUUAUGUAAUUUCAAUUCUAAUUUCUCUUUUUUAAUCGUUUCA